CGCACAAUGGCACCAGCAGUCCAGCACACGCUCGCAGACCAGAAGCAGGACCUCGUCGCCUCGUACGCCGUCCAGGGCCAGCAAGCCCUCGCCGUCUUCGGCCUCCCCCUCGUCCUCCUCCGCUUCCGCCGCCCCUUCUCCCUCUCGCGCCUCACGCGCGAGUACUCGGUCCUGUCGCUCGUCGCCGGGCCCGUCACCGGCGCCGGCUACGGCUUGUACCAGACCCAGACCAAGUCGGACGCAGACGUCGUCAAGUGGGCCACUGAGCGCAGGGCCAGCUGGGGCUUGAAGCGCCGCGAGGACUAUGGCGUCGUCGGCGGCGCCAUCGGGGCGCUCGCCCUCCCGGCCGUCCUCCUGCGGCGCGCGCCCCUCGUCCAGCUCGCGACGGCCGGCUUCUCGCUCGGGACCGCUGCGGGCGUCUUGUCGCACUAUGCCGCCGGGCCCGUCGUGCCAGGAGCGGUGCCCGACGCGCCCCGCGACGCCAUCAUCUUCAUCUACGAGCAUCUACGAUCAUCUGGACAUACCCUCAUGGUCGGAUACAUCCCGCUCGAGCUGGUCCACCUCAUCGCGUCGGCUGCACUCGCCGUCGGCAACCACCCUGUCGAAGAUGAACGCAGUGCGCGGUCAAAACUCGCCAAGAACCUGUCACUCGUGUGUCGCGCGUGGCGCCCUGUCGGUCAAGCCGCCCUGUUCGGCACCUUCAAGCUCUACGUCGGCCAGCAGGACGGUUUCCUUCGCGACCGGCAGCGCUCGCACCUGUUCUCGUUCGUUCGCGAGCUCGUCGUCCCCGGCAACUCCAGCAGCGCCAAGAUGGACAAGAACAUCGUGCGCUGCCGUCGCGAGUGCGACCAGCUGCGCCGGCUGUGCCUCGACAACCCUCUCGCGUGGUCCGUCUGGUUCGCCCGCACGCGCCGCCCUGCUCCCGUCGCCUCGGUCGCCGAGUUCAGCAUCGGCGAGUCGCACGUUUCCGAGAAGCGUGCGCCAGAUCUCGUGAGCGUCCUCAAGGGCGCGAGCCUGCUUCCCGAGGUGACCAAGUUCGCCAUCCGGCUCACCGCGGCCUCGGAUCCGGGUCCGGCGCUGCCCGAUCUCGCCGGCUCGGCGCCGUGGUCCAAGGUGCAAGACCUCGCCGUGUCGAUCGUCCAGGCGCCCCAGGGUCAGCUGCACAAGACGUUCCUGCGCGAGCUGCCCAACCUGUUCCUCCUCGACCGCCUCGCGUCGCUCGACUUGGAGCAGGUCUGCAAGGCCGACCUCGACUCGUACGUCGUCGUCCUUCAGCGGACGACCUCGCUCCGUCGCCUCGGGCUCGGCUGCCUGCCGACCGACCUGUCGAGGGUCGCCGACGCUGUCGGCCCCGUCCUCGCCGGCAUGACGUCGCUCGAGGUCUUCAAGCUCCGCGCGACCGACUCGCUCGAGCGCCGUUCCGGCGGCAAGGAGCGGCUCCCCGCGUCCCUCUUCGCCAACCUGCCCCGCACCCUCGUCGUCGUCGACGUCGACCUGCGGCCCGACUCGGCGGCCGAGCAGGCCUUCCUCGAGGACCGUCUCGGCUCGCCCCUCGAGGCAUGGACGACAACGAAGAGCGCAUGGAUCGCUCCCCGGCACAACGAGGUCGUGUACGCCAUUGCGAGGUGGGUCAAGCGCCGGGACGAGCGCGACGGGACGAGGGCGUGGGCGCGCGAGGUGUAGCGCUCGGUCCUCGAGCUGCAACGUGCAGAGCUUUGUGCUUUUCUCUC
This is a messenger RNA of Rhodotorula graminis WP1, 1730 nucleotides long. RefSeq lists its product as uncharacterized. Bases 7 to 1683 code for a protein of 558 amino acids. The transcript is spliced from 4 exons. The record is from RefSeq and is a predicted model, not a curated record. Lineage: Eukaryota; Fungi; Basidiomycota; Microbotryomycetes; Sporidiobolales; Sporidiobolaceae.